This is a messenger RNA of Peromyscus leucopus (white-footed mouse), 2370 nucleotides long. RefSeq names its product oxidoreductase NAD binding domain containing 1 (gene Oxnad1). The record is from RefSeq and is a predicted model, not a curated record. NCBI's taxonomy places the organism in Eukaryota, Metazoa, Chordata, Mammalia, Rodentia, Cricetidae. The coding region runs from base 478 to 1413 and encodes 311 amino acids. Gene Ontology annotation, molecular function: oxidoreductase activity. The transcript has 9 exons. Gene Ontology annotation, cellular component: mitochondrion.
GGUUUGCGCAUCGCUCCGCCCCCUGGGUGGCAGUGACCAAUAGUGUGAGGGGCUCUCUCACACGGCUGCUACGUCACUCCGGGGCCGGGGAGUUUGGGUCUGGGUUGUAACUGAGUUGUCUCCUUUGCCGGAGGAGUCUCGUCCAUCACUGACUUCAGGGAACCUUUAGAGUGGGCUGGAGGCUACGGCCCUUAUCGGAGGGGGGCGCCUGGUCACCCACUCAGCGUCCUCUCCAGUCCGCAGUGGUUGACAACAGCGCUCCUGGAAUUGCAUUUCAGCCGACCUUGAGCGCAGAGAAGCCUGGCCUGUGUUCCUGCCUGCAGGAACUUGGUGGGAAUUUCAGUAUAUGGAAAACUGUGUUCCAGCUGGUGUGAAUCCAGAGGUCUUAGUAUAGUAUUGGGACCAAAAUAUCGUGUCAGACAGCUGAGAACUCCCGGAAUCCCAUGGGUUUCUAAAUUACAUUUGCCCAGGAGCACUAUGGCCCAUGUUGUCUUGAUUCCUGGGUUCUGUCGCCGCACUGUGGGAGCUAUCUGCACUCAGGCUGCUUCGUGGAGAUCGACAGCCAGCACUUUGCGUCACCUUACUCUAACCAGCAUAAUGAAAUCCAAAAGGAAAACUGAUCACUUGGAGAGAACUGCAAGUGUCCUCCGACGGGAGGUCGUGGCUGCGGCUAAGGUGUGUGAAAUUGCCCACGAGUCUCCGUCAGUGAAGAGCCUUCGCUUGCUUGUCCCCGAUAAAGACUUCUCCUUUAAGGCUGGCCAGUGGGUUGAUUUCUUUAUCCCAGGAGUCUCAGUCGUUGGUGGGUUUUCAAUUUGCUCCAGUCCCCAACUGCUAGAACAAGAGAGAAUAAUAGAAUUGGCAGUGAAAUACACAGACCACCCUCCCGCUGUCUGGGUUCACAAUAAGUGCACACUUGACUCCGAAGUGGCGCUCAGAGUGGGUGGAGAGUUCUUCUUUGACCCUCGGCCCACAGAUGCCCCUCGAAACCUCGUGUUGAUUGCUGGAGGGGUUGGGAUUAACCCCCUGCUUUCCAUCCUGCGCCACUCAGCAGAUCUCCACCGAGACCAAGCAGACAAAGGAAGUAGCUAUGAGAUAGGAACAAUAAAACUGUUCUACAGUGCAAAGAACACCAGUGAACUCCUGUUUAAGAAAAAUAUCCUCGAUUUAGUAAAUGAAUUUCCUGAGAAGAUUACUUGCAGUUUGCAUGUUACAAAACAGAUGACACAAAUCAGUGCAGAACUUCAGCCAUACGUCACAGAAGGAAGAAUAACGGAGAAGGAGAUAAGAGACCACAUUUCAGCAGAGACUCUGUUCUACAUCUGCGGCCCGCCUGCAAUGACUGACUUUUUCUCUAAGCAACUGGAAACCAGCCAUAUUCCCAAGGAACACAUUUGCUUUGAGAAGUGGUGGUAGGGAGCCGGCACAGAAGACUCGAGAGCUAUUCAGGAGAGUAAGACUCUGUUUAGGGUCUGUGGAUUUGCCUCCAUCUGAGCUGUCCUUUUUUAAAGCUGUGGAACUAAGUGUCCAACCCAAGACUGGAAGGAAAACCAGCAGCAGAUUUACACGAUAAACUUGUGUGGACUUCAUUGGUCAAGCUAUUUUUGACUAUACUGUUUUUUUUAAUACUAUUUAAUUAUCUCAUGAUAGUUCAUUGUUACGAAGUUUCUGACCCCUGGGAGAAUACCAUAGACUCAAUCCAAAAAUAAUGAAAAUACUUAUUAACUGCUAGCAGGACAACAAUCUGUGAACCAAAUUUGAGAUUGCCAUGAAGGAGGGGUUUAAGGAAGGUUUUUUAAAGAAGAAAGCCACAGGAAGACCUUCAGUAUCUACACAAGCAAGUAGAAACUGGUCUCUUCUGUCAAGUGGGUAAAGCAACUCAAAACAGUCUUUGGGUAUCUGUGUGAGCAAGUUACAGAAGCUAAAAAAAAGCAGGCAGUCAUAUCAACAUCUGGUUGGGGGUCACUGAGUCAGUGCUGUUUUCUGGGAACCCAUCUUUCUGGAAUUUUGAGUCUAGAGCAAGCAGUCAUUAGGUACUAAGAUGGAGGCCUAACACAAAAUGGUUUCUCUGGCUGGCCUUUACACCAUGAACUGAUUAGUACAGAUUUUUCUUUGCCAUUGGGGAGAAAGUGGUCUACUUACAUUAAUUAAAGGAAAAUGUGGGUUUUGUGUGAACUGUAUGCUUCUUUAAAUUAUUGGACAGAGAUUCAUAAAUCUUAUGUUUAGUGAGUUUAUAAUUUUAAGUACAUUCUUCACUUUAGUUUGAAAAGUCUUCCUGUUUAAUGUUUUGGUUUUCUUUUACUAUGGAUGGCCGGUAGCCACAUGUGAACCCCCAGCAUUGCAUCAGGAAAUAAAAAAGUCAUCAAGAAAACA